AUGAUGGAUUUUACUGAAGUCAUUCGAUUUUAUACCUUGUUUCCUAUAAUACAAUUUAAUGAGUUCAAUAAAAAUUUUAAUGAAUAUCGUUUAUUUUCGAAAUGUAAUAAUAAUAAUAAUAAUAAUAAUAAUAAUAAUAAUAAUAAUAAUAAUAAUAAUAAUAAUAAUAAUAAUAAUAAUAAUAAUCGUCUUCAUAAAUGA
Messenger RNA from Schistosoma intercalatum, 201 nucleotides. NCBI's taxonomy places the organism in Eukaryota, Metazoa, Platyhelminthes, Trematoda, Strigeidida, Schistosomatidae. The record is from the annotation of a GenBank genome assembly.